AUGUUUUUGUUAAUCUUAAUAUCGAUUACAACACAUAUAAGCGAUGCUUCAAAACCUAUUAACUUUGUAAACGGGGGCUACAGAGGGGUCGUGAUUGCCAUCCACUCGGAUGUUAAAGAAAGCGAUCAAUUGAUCACAAACUUAGAAGAAUUGCUGAGAAAAUCGUCGGCUUUUCUCUAUAAAGCCACUGAAGGCAGGGCUCGGUUUGUGGAGUUUGAGGUUAUUCUUCCUGAGACAUGGAGUAAGAAGGAUGGCUACGAAUCCAUUGCCGGCUCACACUUUCUUAGCUCUCACAUCAGAAUCGCACCGACAGAUAAAGUUAAGAGUGACGAGCCAUACACUUAUCAACCGAGAGGUUGUGGACAACCCGGAGAAUACAUUCAAUUAACUGAUGGCUUCGUUAAUCAACUAAACGGAAAAACUCGAGAUGACUUUGAAUAUCCAGAAAAGCAUUUGAUUCACGAAUGGGCGCACUAUAGGUAUGGUGUGUUUGAUGAGUACGGCAUUGAAGGCGACUCGAAAUACCCGUCAUUUUAUUUGGAAAACGGAACCAUAUAUCCGACAACUUGUAUAAAAGGAAUUAAAGGUAGACAGGAGGACAUGGAUGGCAAUCCGUGUAAGAUUUAUAGUGGGGGUCAAGUGGACUCCAACUGUCGAUUUAUUCCCGACAAAUCGGACAAUAGUGCCGUCGCAUCCAUUAUGUUUAUGCCUCACAUCCAAUCUAUUGAAAAGUUUUGUCUAAACAACACAAAUGACACAAAACUUUUACAUAAUAAUUAUGCGCCCAAUAAGCACAACAUUCAAUGCAAUUAUAGGAGUACUGCAGAAGUGAUCGAAGAGCACCGCGACUUUAAAAAUCAAAAUCCCGAUACAUUGAGUGACGGAUAUUCAGAGCCAGUCAUAAGACUGAUACGAAUCGAUGAGGACCAGAGCUCUCGGUUUGUACUCGUAUUGGAUGUGUCGGGAAGUAUGCGGGACUUCGGGAGGUCUGCACUCUUGCACAGAGCGGCCACACGUUUUGUCAAUCACCUCAUCCCCGAUGGCAUGGAAUUAGGAAUCAUUCAGUUCUCGACAAAUGCAACCGUUUUGCACCCAAUGAUCACAAUCAAUGAAACUACUCGUCAGAGUUUGGCAGCAACUAUACCGAAGAUACCUGACGGUUGGACAGCAAUUGGCAAAGGAUUACAACUGGCGCUCGAAAUGCUGUCUGAGGACGAGGGCGGCACUCGUGGGGCGACUAUUAUAUUAAUUACAGACGGCGAAGAGAAUCAGAAAGAGCCCACAAUUGAGGAGAUCAUACCUGAAGUUUAUAAGGCGGACAUCAAAGUGGACUCAAUUGCCAUCUCGACUGAAGCGGAUGCGAGACUCGAGAAUAUAUCGUCAAAUAGUGGAGGAAAAUGCUUUUAUAUGAGAGAUAACGACAACGCGACCAAUACUGCGAUGGAAACCGCUUUUAUGGGAUUUGUCUCACAACAGUACAUUGAAUUAAUAUUAUUGGGGGCAUCAGAAGUAGGUGUUUGGGAAGUGAUUAUAGACAAAAACUACUCUUAUAAUAGGGAUAUAGUCGUAGCGUUAACAGUGACGAGUGAUCCCAAGAAUCCUAAUAAUCAACCGAUUCGUGUGAAUUCAUAUUUCGGUGAAUUAGAGGUCAGAUAUCCGGCAACUGCUCUCAUUUAUGCUGAAGUAAUGAAAGGGCCAAAUGGUAUCAUUGGAGCUAAAGUUUUGGCUAUUGUUGAGAGGCCUGAUGCUGAAGAUGUUGAGGUUGAUCUCUAUGAUGACGGUAUUGGAGCUGAUAUAACGGCUAAUGAUGGCAUCUAUACGACAGCCUUUACACAAUUCACCCAAAAUGGGAGAAAUCUAUCGAUUUCACCCAAGAGUGAGUUCCAAAUAACAGAUUUCAUCGCAACUUAUGGUAUGCCUGAAGAUGAUAUUAAAUCAGAGCCAAUACACGAGUUCACACGAGCGACAGAAACCGGUGCUUUUAAACUGAAAUACUUUGUGCCGCAUAUCGAUAACAUGCCGCCGGGAAAAGUCACUGAUUUGCAGGUUAUUACCAUCGAUGGAAAUAAACAUAUCGUUGAGCUUCAGUGGACAGCGCCGGGAGAUGACGCGUUCACAGGGAAGGCGCGGAAAAUCGAUUUACGAGUUUCUCUGACACCCAAAACAUUUCACAAACGAGAACUGUUUGAAGCGAAUAAAGUCAUUGAUGAGAGUGUGUUAGUGGCCGGAAGUCUUGAACCCCGGGAAGGACACACCAUAAUGAGAGCCAAAUUUCAAAUCCCGAAAAUACUGUUGAGAUCAGUACGAAGGGGUCGUCAAGUGAAUGAAUCCCUGAAAAUGAGUUUUUACUUCAGUUUGCGUGCCAUCGAUGAUUCCAAUAAUAUAGGAGAAAUCUCUAACAUUGCAUCCGUUCAUUUUGGUUACGUUAAGCCAGUUCUUGAAAGUAUAGUCAUUGGAACCGAUUCGAGACCUUUUGAGACAACUGUCAUUCAGACACAUGAUUCUGAUGGUUACGUUAAGCCAGUUCUUGAAAGUAUAGUCAUUGGAACCGAUUCGAGACCUUUUGAGACAACUGUCAUUCAGACACAUGUAUUGAUCCCAAAUCCAGUGCUCUUUUAUCACAACAGGAUUCUGAUGCAAAAACUCAAGAAUCAAACAUUCAUUGAAAUUCCAAAAGAGUUGGGAAGAAAUACCACAUUUACUAUAACUAGUGAUGACAUACGGCUGUUGAAUAUCACUGUCACAUCACCCAACGGAACAGUUUAUAGUAUGACCAGUGAUAUCGUAGUUUACAAACCGACAGAAAUGAAGGCUCAGUUCAAUAUACGAUUGGCCACUGAAGGCAAAUGGAAAGUGAGUUUUGAGAAGAGACAACACGAGACGGUAAUCGCAUACUUGUCGGUCACCAGUGAGUCCAGAGUAGAUGAGCCCAUUAAAGUGAGGGCUUGGAUGGACACACCAUUUGCGGGGACCGGCAAACCACCCACAGCUGUCAUUAACGCAGAAGUGACCAAAAGAUAUAAUUAUAUAAUUUGUGCCGAUGUUAUAGCUAUGGUGGACAGACCCAAAGGACAGCCAAUUUUUAUUCAAUUAUACGAUAAUGGUUUGGGUGCUGUGCUGUCAUUAACGCAGAAGUGA
Molecule: messenger RNA, 3138 nt
Organism: Oppiella nova
Lineage: Eukaryota; Metazoa; Arthropoda; Arachnida; Sarcoptiformes; Oppiidae
Source: the annotation of a GenBank genome assembly